Messenger RNA from Lepisosteus oculatus (spotted gar), 5161 nucleotides. Lineage: Eukaryota; Metazoa; Chordata; Actinopteri; Semionotiformes; Lepisosteidae. The record is from RefSeq and is a predicted model, not a curated record.
UGUAAGACAGGUGCCUUCAGUUCAUUCUCAGUAAGGGGGCAGUUCCCAGAGUGAGAGCAAGUGGACACCAAGUGGAUUUUUUUUCUUGAUUUUUUUGUGUGUGCCGUCAUUCAGUGGCUGGAUGGCGUGGGACAGGUGUAACCAGGACUCUGUAUGGAGAGAAUUAGAGUGUGCUGCCUUGGUUGGUGAAGACCAGCCUCUCUGCUCCGACCUCCCAGAGCUUGACCUUUCAGAGCUAGAUGUCAGUGACCUUGAUGCUGAUAGUUUUCUGGGAGGACUCAAAUGGUACAGUGACCAAUCAGAAAUCAUUUCCAGUCAGUAUGGCAGUGAACCUUCAAAUCUGUUUGAGAAGAUAGAUGAAGAAAAUGAGGCCAACUUGCUGGCAGUUCUCACCGAGACCCUGGACAGCCUCCCGGUGGAUGAGGACGGAUUGCCUUCAUUCGAUGCUCUGGCAGAAGGCGACGUGACCAACACCAGUGAUCAGAGCUGCCCAUCCUCACCUGAUGGCUCUCCUCCCACACCAGAAGCAGAGGAGCCAUCUCUACUAAAGAAGCUCUUGCUGGCACCAGCUAACUCCCAGCUCAGUUAUAAUCAAUACACAGGUGGCAAGGCACAAAAUGAGGCUCCUAGUAAUCAAAGGAUCAGACCAACACCUGCUGUUGUCAAGACAGAAAACCCAUCCUGGAAUAAUAAGCAGAGGGUCCCCUGUCAGCAGCAGCAGAAGCCCACACGACGCCCUUGUGCCGAGCUUCUCAAAUACCUAACAGCCAGUGACGAGACCAUCCAGACCAAAGCCUGCGAGCAGAAAAGCGGUGGGGGUAGCAGCAGCAAAGUAAAAAGCGGAGGUGCCUCUUCAUCCUCAUCCUCUGUUGCCUCCUCCUCCUCAUCCUCUUCUAAGAAGAAGCCAGUUCAUCCCUCUCAGCAGCAGCUGCAUCACCAGCGAGCCCUUAGGAACGGCCAUGGCAAUUCCCGCGUCAAAAGGGAACGCACGCAAUCCAGUGAAGAAGGAAGGCCGCCAGGUCAGCAACCUGCCCUGGAUGCUGGGGUCCUGGCAGCCGCUAGAUUCAUUAGGUACAUGCAUUCUUAUUCUCUCCGUCCUAGAGAGAAAGAUCCGUCAGGCAGGUGCGAGCAGUGUUAUGAAGAGUACAGAAACCAAAGUACUUUAGGUAGCACCCAUCGGAGAAGGGAUGAAUUUGACAGGCCCAUUCCAGGGCAUGUAAAAGUGACCAUUAAGAAAAGAGAAGAUCUCGGAGUUCGAUUGCAUGGGGAGAUGCAGAACUCUAAACAACAACAGUAUAACUGUCGGGCCCAGAAACGUAGUCCACCGUUACCGACCGAGACAGAGAGGGAAGAGAUUAGGAGUGCUCGCCAAGUAGGUCUUCGCAGCGUCCCCAUGAAGAAGAAACGCCCAAGCAAGAGCGGUGAGAGAACGGAGAGGCGAGCAUGCAGCCCAGACAGAGCUGUCAGGAAAUGGGCUGCUCAACCCAGUCUCCAGUCCCUGCUUCUGGAAGGGGUAGGCGUUGAUCGCUGGGGUAGUGAGACAGAUGAAGAGAUGGCGCGGGAAGCGAAAGGCAGGGCGGAGCAGGUCUGCUGUGGUGGGAAUGGUGGCCACAAUCAUGUCAUGGGCAGCCCCAUGCAGCUCUCACUGGGCCCCCCAAGCUCCCUCUUCCCGGACUCUAUUAUUCCAAUAGGAGACCUCACACCCUCCGUCACACAAGAGCACCACCUUUACAGGCAGGCAUUCUGCAAGUACCAAGAUGACCAGGUCCUCCCCCUGUUAGCCAAACCAACCACCUUGCCACUUCCUUUGACCCCAGAGUCUCCAAAUGACCAAAAAGGAUCUCCAUUUGAGAACAAAAGCAUUGAACGGACAUUGAGUGUGGAGCUCUCUGGAACAGCAGGUCUGACACCACCUACCACUCCUCCACACAAGGCCACUCAAGAAAAUCCUUUCAAACCUUCAGUCAAGCCCAAGUUGUCUUCAUGCAGCUCCUCAGCUCAAGCAAGUAAAAGACCUCACUACAGUGAUUCUGCUGUUUGCCCCUCUAUCAAAAAGGGUCCAGAACAGACUGAGUUGUAUGCCCAGCUUAGCAAAGUCUCUGCAUUACCUGCAGGGCAGGAGGACCGCAAAAGCAAGCGCUCCACUCUGCGUCUGUUUGGUGAUCACGAUUAUUGCCAGUUUGUAAGCACAAAAAGAGACAUUUCCCUGGCCUACUCAGUGGAAUCUCAGGAUGGGAGGCAACUGGAAUGUUGGGACUUGGUCUUGUCUCCCUCCUCUUUGGCUGUGCAGCAGCAGAAUUACUCUUCGCCUGACCAGGACCUCUGGUGCAACAGGGAAGGCAAACAGCUGCAGACAUAUCAAAACAGGCAGCAGGCUAACAGCAGGAAGCCGCUCCGAGACCAAGAGAUCAGGGCGGAACUCAACAAGCACUUUGGUAACCCAAAACAAGCCAUUUACAAUGAGGAUGAAAAGGCUGGCCCCCAGCAGAGAGAUGAAAGUGACUCUGAAUAUUACUACAAACUGACUGACUACGUGCACCCAGGCCUGCCCAUGGAAGGGGUUUUCGACGACAGCGAGGAUGAGAACGAGAAGUUUCUCUACCCCUGGGAAGGGACCCACCUGGACUUGUUGUUUGGGGGUUCUCCAUCCUGUUCGCCUUCCAGUUGCUCCCCUUCAAGGAGCUCUGUCUCCCCUCCCAAAUCCCUCUUCUCUUCCCAGCGCUGUCACUGGUCCAGGUCAGCGUCUCACUCCAGGUCCCGGUCGCGAUCUUCGUCUUGCCACCGGCGGCGGUCUUACUCCCGAUCUCCUUACUCACGCUCCAGAUCAAGGUCCCCCUACAGCCGGUCCUCCUCACGGUCUCAUCACUGUGUGGAUUCCAGCAACACUAGACCAAGGUCUCGCAGAAGCCCACCCAUACAUUCAAGAUCACAGUCUAGAUCCCCCUUCAGUCGGAGGCCAAGGUACGACAGCUACGAGGAGUACCAACAUGAGCGACUUAAGAGGGAGGAGUAUCGACGAGAUUAUGAAAAACGCGAGUUUGAAAGAGCCGAACAGAGAGAGAGGCAGAGGCAAAAGGCAAUUGAGGAGAGACGCGUGGUGUAUGUGGGAAGACUAAGGCCUGACAUUACCCGGACGGAACUGAAGCGCCGCUUUGAAGUGUUUGGUGAAAUCGAAGAGUGUGCAGUCAAUUUGAGAGAUGACGGGGAUAAUUUUGGCUUCAUCACCUACCGCUACACUUGUGAUGCUUUUGCUGCUCUGGAAAAUGGACACACCUUACGCAGAUCUAAUGAACCUCAGUUUGAGCUGUGCUUCGGUGGACGAAAGCAGUUCUGCAAAUCAAAUUAUACAGACUUGGAUUCCCAUUCUGAUGACUUUGAUCCAUCAUCCACAAAGAGCAAGUAUGACUCCAUGGAUUUCGAUAGUUUGCUGAAAGAAGCACAGCGCAGCCUGCGAAGGUAACAAGCACCAAACCUGCCACUGACAGAGGGAUUCGUAAUACCUCAUGGAUGUUUUGUCCUUCAGCUGAGACUGAGAAGUUUUACACUCUAUGUACGAUGAAAAAAUAAAGAUUAAAAAAUGAAGUUUACAUGAGCAAAGCUGCUGAAGAGUCAAGAAGAGACAUUAUCGAUGCAGAGAGCCGACAAAUCUUUAUGUAUGAACAAAGAUACAGUGCUUCACAAAAAAAGAAAAAUAAUAGAAUGGAUGAUCUUCCAUGUUCCACAAUACCAACAGCUUUGUGACUGGUAAAAAAUGUGCAGCUUGUUCAGUUUUUUUUGUUUUUAUCUGAUGUGUGGAUGUGGUGUUACAUUACUAAUAAGAGUUGGGGGUAUUUCAGAUAACAUUAUCGCCUACAUUUGGCAAAAAUGUAGUAGUAUAUUUACAGAUAUUAUAUGGAAUAUUUUUAUUUUGUGUACAUAUCUGAGAAAGUUCUUUAUUUGUUACAGCUAUGCACUGUACAAUGCAGCCUUCUUUUCAAUGAUGCUGAAAUUUUCUUAAUCAAGAAUGUUGACCUGUAGUUAAUGACAAUGAAGCAAGACAAACAUUGUCCCCUGUCAUAUUUAGAGGAUGUGCUUAUAUGAUUGCAUAUAGAUGUGUGUGGGUGAUUUUUUUUUAGGGAGAUGGAGUCAAAGGUUCGUCUGAGCAGAUUGUGGUGAAGAAGUUGUUGUUACCCAUGUCUAAUGUUUGUAUAAGUGUUCUGUUUUUAAAGUUUCAUGGUCAGUUUUUUUUUCUCUAUACAGUACAACCAGUGUAAAAUACUUUUUUUGAGGUAUAUUUUCAUAAUUGUAUAUAAGACCUCAAGAGGUCAAGAAUUUAACAUUGUUUUUCACUCAUACAUGCAUUAAUUCUGAAUCAUUACGCAUAAAAUAUGUAGAUAAGCAUCUGAAAUCCAUGUUCUCUAUACCUGUACAUCACUACAGUACUAUUUUUUAUGCAUUGACCACUUUUGGAGAAGAGCCUCUUCAGUGAAACCUACAGUAAAUCUUUUGAUAUUUUUUCCAGUGCCCUAUUUAUCUAUUUAUUUUUAAUUAAAAUAUUUAUAUGGUCUUCACAACACAAGAAGAACCUUAUGAAAUUGACUAUUUAUUUUAUUUAAUUAUAUUCUGAAAUAUAAUAUCAGGGGGGAGAAAGUGUACAAUGCAUAAAUAUUAAGGCUGCUUCUUUUUUAUGCCUUUUAAAACUGAUUGGCGCAUUCGACAGAUCAGUUCUUAAGGGGAACUCUAAAAAAAUCUGCUUUUCUUCGGUUGGUCUGUGUGUUGUCUCUAAAGCAGGGCUGCUCAACCUACAGCCUUUCCAAUGCAGUUUUUUGCAAAGUGUUGCUUGAUCAAGCUCUGUAAUUAUUUGAUAACCAGUAAGACUGAUGUGUUCCACAGCAUAAGUAGCCCUGGUCCAAGUUGUCUCUUGUCUACAGCUAUGAAGAGCUUCCUUUUUGUGUCUGAAUUAGUUUUCUUUUUUACAAGUAGUCAUAAAGCAAUAAAAGGUUUUUACAGGUACUUGGUUGUACUAAUACACUCUGCUCCUGCCAUCAUUUUGUAGUUUUAAAAAAAGUACAGGUAUUUCAGCGCUUGAUUAUGUGAACGCCAAACAAAAGUUUACAAUUUUUCUUUCCUGGAUUUUUAAAUCUUCUCUUUGUUGUAAAAAAGAAUAAUAAUAAUGAUGAUG